Rangifer tarandus platyrhynchus (Svalbard reindeer) is the source of this 774-nucleotide messenger RNA. NCBI's taxonomy places the organism in Eukaryota, Metazoa, Chordata, Mammalia, Artiodactyla, Cervidae. The record is from the annotation of a GenBank genome assembly.
AUGCAGUCGACCACACAAGGCACCCGGCUGUCCCAGCGGCAUCGUCGCAGGACUGUGACGCGAACACGUGACAUCAGUACCUCGUCCGUAUAUUUAGGAGAGUGUCAGACGGUGCCCGAAGCACUGUGCCAGCUUACAUCAAGCUACAAUGCGGGACUCGCGGCCCCCGAACUGUGUUUGAGUGCCCCUGAUGGGGACGGCAGAAGCGUGCGCGCGCCGCUUUCUCGGCGCUCCCCUACCAUUCCCUCCGCGUACAUACUACGCUACGAUGCGGAUGCAAGCCCAAGUGACGCUGCCGUCCGCGUUCAGCAGAUGCUCAGUGUUCAUGUUAGGUUCUGUGCAGUGCCGCGCCCGCCGCUGACGAGUCAUAUCGCAGUCUGCGCUCACGAAUCGCUGCAAAGGAUAUCUGAAAUUUGGGCGAGCACAGGGUUCAUCACGCGUAGAACAGAAUCUGUGGACUUCCCGAAACGGCUACCCCUAGUGCUGCUGCGCUCGAGAAAGAAGUAUGAACUGCUACCCUCCGUGAAGGAAGAGGUGCACCGCGUGCGACUCCACUCGCUGGGGGGAGCGGUCAACUCGCCGGCUGCGCGGGAUCUGUUCAGUUUCCCAUUUGCGGACGCCUGCGUCAGGACAGCUCGGCAGAUGCGCAUCCGUGGUCGAGUGCGGAGUGCGUGGGCCGCUAAUACCUUACCGGGGAGCUUUUUGGAACUGCCGGGCGUGUACCGGGUGUACCUUCACGUGGGGCACGACAAGCGGGAGCCCUCCAACUUCUGA